AUGUCGACCUUGAGACCAGACGAUCGCCACAGCCGAGGAAGGUCGAAAUCACCAGGUGGAAGAGAUCGAGACCGGUCACGAUCCCGAAGCAACGUCAGAGCACCUGAGGCACCAGAACCUCCCAGUGCAGUACCCAGAUCAGCGUAUGCCUAUCCACAGACUUCCGGAGCCCAGUAUGGAAAUUCAGUCACUUCGCUGUCGUAUGAAGUGAGGUCCCCAACCCAGUCACAGUCGCAGAGCAAUUACUUCCCAUCAUCGACGCUCCCGCCUUCGAACCACUAUGUGCCCAGUGCAGCUACUGCGGCCAUGCCGUAUCCGACGGAUGACGGCGGGUUUACCAUGGGGGAUUACACCGACCUCCCGCCGCAUGAGCGGCCAGGAUACGACCCCAGAUUAGGAUAUGUACCUCCGCCCCCUCCUGGUCCUCCACCGCGAGAUAGAGAGGACGACGAUCUAGCGUACGGAUCUGACACCUCGAGAACGGCGAGACAGCAGCCGUCAAGACAUUCUUCUUACACUUCCGGAUAUCGCUACAACCCGAAUGACCAAAGAGCUCCAACAGCACAGUAUGAGUAUGCUAAAGCUCCAGAGAAAGUAUCCUAUACGUCCAGACCUUCAGUGGCUCCACAGUCUGCGGUCUCUCAUAAUUCUCUACCUUACGGGCAGCCGCCUUCCCAGUCGCUGAACUACUCGAAUACACCACAAGGCCAAUUCCACGAGCAGCUGCCGAGGACGUACUCACACAAUGCCUACGACCGGGAAGCCCAUGUUGUGGAUAUCACGCCUCGACGAGAGAAAUUGGACCGUCACGAUUCGGCGUCGAGAGCGCAUCGCCUGUCCACAGUUGAUACCCGCCAGACUGGCUUGGCGGCUCCUCGCUCACCUGGAUUAGGACCUCGCAUGGACCGACUGUCGGUAAGUGGCAACAGACCUGAUAUGCACGCCAUUUCAGGCGGGCUUCCACCACCAAGUCCGAUGCUUGAAGCAUAUCAUGGAACGUACCAAUCGCUUUCUCCGAUGCCGCUAGCUCUCAGACCAGAUGAUGAUCUAGAUCUUGAUGAACUCGAGCCUCUUUCCCCAGCAAUCUCCAGGCAAAGUGGAAUCCUCAAAGGCGAAGAUCGUCUGGCCAAAGACAUGCGCGAAAAAGAAAAGAAGCGAGUGAAGCUCUAUGAUCCUGAAGAAGAUGCCAAGGCCAUCGCAUCAGCUCUUUCUCAUCACAAGGUGGACCCUGAGCCAAUCUUCGAAGUGCUUCCACGUCUGACCCACGACCAAAUCAUGGAGAUGCGGAAGGAGUACAAGAAGCAGGUCAAAGUCCAGGGCAAAGGCGUGAACCUCAGCAAACACAUCAACAUGAAGCUCUCGGGCAACUUCGGCAAAGCAGUCUACGUGACCGCACUGGGUAGAUGGGAAAGUGAAGGCUAUUGGGCAAACUUCUUCUACCAAUCUCACGGUAGCCGUCGAGAGCUGCUGAUCGAGUGCCUUAUGGGACGCACCAACGCCGAGAUCCGUAAUAUCAAGGACGAUUUCAAGGACAAGCGAUAUUCUGAUAGUUUGACGAAAUGCAUGGAGAAAGAAUUGAAGAUGGAUAAGUUCAGAACGGCCGUGAUCAUGGUGCUGGAAGAGAGGAGGCAGGAAGAACAGGACGUCUAUCCUCCUGAAUACGUGCAUCGGGACACUGAUCUGCUUUAUCGCUCCGUCAAGGCCGAAAAGGGGGGCGAGAGCGCCAUGCUGGAGAUCAUCGUUAGACGAAGUGAUGCCCAUUUGAGAGAAGUCUUGAGGACGUAUGAGAGGAUGUACGGCGAGAACUUUGCGCGAGCGGCAUUGAAGAAGAGCAACAAUCUGGUUGGCGAAGUAAUCGCCCACAUCCUCAACGGCGUCAUCAACAAACCCGCCCGCGACGCCCUCCUCCUGCAACACGCCAUCCGCAACAUCGCCGAAAAGAACAAAGAGGAAGAGCUCCGCUACGAGCUCCUCAUCUCGCGCCUCGUCCGCAUCCACUGGGACAAGCUGCAUCUGGCGAGGGUCAAGAAGGAGUACUGGGAGAAGUACCGGACGACGUUGGAGGAUGCGAUUGAGGAGGCGACCAAGGGCGAUUUCAGGGAGUUUAUGUGUGAGUUAUGUGAGACGAAGUGA
Zasmidium cellare ATCC 36951 is the source of this 2133-nucleotide messenger RNA. RefSeq lists its product as uncharacterized. Lineage: Eukaryota; Fungi; Ascomycota; Dothideomycetes; Mycosphaerellales; Mycosphaerellaceae. The transcript has 2 exons. The record is from RefSeq and is a predicted model, not a curated record. Gene Ontology annotation, cellular component: cytoplasm. The coding region runs from base 1 to 2133 and encodes 710 amino acids. Gene Ontology annotation, molecular function: calcium-dependent phospholipid binding; calcium ion binding.